Messenger RNA from Diorhabda sublineata, 3399 nucleotides. It is a transcript of the gene slow, whose product is annotated as epidermal growth factor-like protein 8. The record is from RefSeq and is a predicted model, not a curated record. Gene Ontology annotation, biological process: anatomical structure development. The transcript has 9 exons. NCBI's taxonomy places the organism in Eukaryota, Metazoa, Arthropoda, Insecta, Coleoptera, Chrysomelidae. Gene Ontology annotation, cellular component: cell surface; extracellular region. Gene Ontology annotation, molecular function: signaling receptor binding; calcium ion binding. Bases 105 to 1430 code for a protein of 441 amino acids.
AAAACAAAACAUAGCUACGGUCGCUACGGUCACGUGAUCGCGCACAGCCUCCUGAGACACCACGAAGACAGAAGGCGAAAGUGCUCACGUGCACGCGGUACAAGAUGCACGCUACUUUAGCUGCGUUCUCCGCUCUUCUUAUUUUCGUUCACGUGACGGCGGUAACCUACCCCAAUUGGAACGGAAGUGAUAGUAGGGUUCUAAGAAAUUUUCCGACACAAAGGAACCACAGCUCUACGCAUAGACAUUUAGGGGUACAUAGGCACGGUUAUAGGGCGGUUAAUAAAAAUGGUAACGGGGGUGAUGAAGGACACAGGGUGAAAGGAGGUGUUAGAGAUAGCGAGAUGGAAAAAAUGGUUGUAGACGCCAACACUGGUAUACAGUAUAACCCUUAUGCUAAACAUCAUCCAGGGCGCCAUGUGUGUACCCGACAUUCUGAAAAACCAGUUAAAUCCAAACAACCUUAUUGUAAACCUACAUUCAAAAACUAUGUGAUACGAUGCCAAGGCAACCAAAUUUGUAAGGGUGUAAGAUUAGUUUAUGAGACACAUUAUAAAGAUGUAGUUACAACAAAAACUUCUAGCGAUAUGGUUUUUACGUGCUGCCCAGGAUGGACCCAAGCUACCAACAAAAGUAACGGAUGUAACAAAGCAACAUGCAGCAAACCUUGUCUAAAUGGUGGUAAAUGCGUAAAACCAGAAAAAUGUGCGUGUCCAAAAGGAUUUGCAGGACUGCAAUGCGAAAUUAUUGUUAAUAACCCUGACUGCCGAAAACAUUGUUUCAACGGAGGGCAAUGCUUAAAAAGAGAUUCAAUAGAUAUAUGUAAUUGUCCAAAAGGUUUCAAUGGUCCCCAAUGUGAAAUUAAUUUGAAUAAACCUUAUUGUACAAACGGUUGCGAAAAUGGAGGAACUUGCAUACGACAUGAAUUAUGUCUCUGCACAAGGGGAUUUACAGGAAAACGAUGUGAAAUUGAUAUAGAUGAAUGUAGAGAACAAAAACCUUGCGAUCAAAUAUGUUAUAAUACACCUGGUAGUUAUAACUGUCAAUGUAAAGAGGAUUUUAUACUGCAGACGGAUGGACAGAGCUGCAGGAAAGAAGAUGAUGGAGAUGUCGGCUUGGAAGCUAAAGAUUUAGAAUUCGAAAUACUGGAUAAGAGGCUAUUGAAACUCGAAACCAUGAUGGAUGAAAGUCACAAAAACGAUGUAUCAAAAGAUGAUUUGCAACACUUAUACCGAGAUAUGAAUUCGAUUUCUCAAGAUAUAAGCAGUUUGAAGAACAAAAUCAAUGAUGUAGAGAAUUACAAAAACGAUAUGUAUGUGUUCAAAAAUAAAUUAACCACGAUAGAGAAGAAAGCUGAAAAAGUAGACGAACUAAUGUUGAAAUAUGACAGGAUGAAAAAAUGUGCUUUUUACAACAAAAUAUGUAUGUGAGAAGUUCUGACUGAUUAUUUUAAGCUAGAAAAUAUUCUGUGUAUAUGUAAAUCUUUAGUUAAGUUAGAGGAAAUAUUUUAAAUUCAAAAUAUUUUUUGAACCUUACUUUUAUUUUGAGAAGCCUCGUUACAAUAUGAUUCUACCAGUACUUAGUAAAAAUUAUAUAAUUUGUCUUAACUUAAUUAAUAGUAAAUAGCAUUUAUAUACCAUCAUCAAUGGACAAAAGCUGAAAUUGGCAAUAUUUCAUUGGAAUCUGUUUGAAUUUAAAAGUUUUCCUUAUAAUUAUCCUUGUCCAGUGAUAUUUUUAUAUAAGUACAUAUAGGAUACAUACCUACUGAAAUAAUAAAUAAAAUUAGACAAUAAUAUCAACAGAAAUAAUAAAACUGUGGGUAAUUUAUGAAAAAUAAAAUUUUGAGAUGACUAACGACAAGUUAACAUGUUUUUCUACCCCUAUAAUAUAGUAUAUUUCAUUAGGAGUCUGGAAAUAAGGACUUUUUGUUAUUUACAAACAAGAGAACAUUGAUUUUAACUUUAAUGUAUGGAGAGUAAAGGUAAAGAGGACCAUCUUAUAUGGGAGCUUAGCUUAAAAACUGUCCUCUUGUAGACGAUAAAUUAUAAUUCAAAAUUUGACCAGAAUGGCUCUCCUGUCGGACGAGAUAUCAGUUCAGUCUUCCGUCCGUCUUAUUUGAAUGACCUACCUCAAAUAUUUCCUACCGGGCGUGCCGCGAUUUCUCGCUCAUCACUAUUUUAGACAGAGUGAAGUAUGCAGUGUUCAAAAAUUUUAUUAUAAUUAAAUAUUGGAAUAUAAAAUCUAAACUAAUCACGUAGUACAAAAUAAUUUUGUAAAUAUAACCUAACAAAGCUACUUUGAGAUAAUGCUGAAUGUUAAUUAAUUAUUCUGAAUUUCUAGAAAAAAAGUGCCAAUUAUCACUUCUUUCUUUCUCUGUCAUUAUUCUUGAAUUUCUAGCCCUUUAUUUAAAAUUUAUACUCAUGCGAUAGUAGCGCCUCCCUUACGUAAAGAAUUUUAUGGACACUUUCUGUAGCACAGAGAUGGAUCUCCUUACCUCUACCCUCCAUACUUUAAUGUAAGAUAUUGCAAGCAAUAUUCGAAACAUAUCGAUAAUUAAAUUUCGAUUCCUGAAACUUUUCGAUUAUAGUAGUUAUGCAACACUUAUAACGCUUUAACAUCGCUGAAUGUCAAAAGUAGUAUUACCAUAAUGUGGGUCUCCCUAUUUUAACUUAAUUUUCUGUUUCAAUCGCCUAAUAAAUACUGUGUUAUAUAUUAGAAUAUUUUGAAUAUAUACGUAGUUAUUAAAGCAAGUCGAAGUAAUAUGAAUGUUACUCAAUUUCCUAUUCGGAUAUAAAUAUAUCAAUUCCUUGCUUUAAAUAAUGCCACAAAAUGGGUAUAUUCUUUGUUGCUGAAAUUAGGCCAUCAAACUAUAAGAAAUUUUCGUAAACUAUGGUCGCUUAGCAUAGCGCUACUAGUACCUACCGAAACCUUAACUUGGUACCUUAUUAUAUUUUUUUCAAUAUCAAAUUGAACUAUCCAAAUAUUUAUAUAAGUUGAAAAACUUUUACCCUUAAAAAUAAAUUUUCUGCGGAUAACAAAUCAAUAAGACCAACUGACCUUUUAUGACCAAUUUCUAGCCUUUCAUUGAUAUAAUUGGAUACUUUUGAGAUAGUGAACUUGGUAACAAUCUUAAUACAAUAAUUUUUUAUGCAUUAUUACUUAAUUUUUUAGUAUUUUUCAAAUCAAUUAACUAAAUGGUUAGUUAACACAAAAUUUGAAAUAUUGAAUCAGUUCUAUUGAUCUGUACUUCUUGCAAACAGUCCCUUAAGUUUGCUUAAAAAUCCUUCAAAUUCUUGAAUACAUUUGAUUAAGCAUCUUGUAGUUAUGUAUACCCAUUUUAAUACUUAUUAUACCUACUGCCCCUGUAAUAUUUGAUUUUUAAAUAAAUUUUAUAAUAAG